Molecule: messenger RNA, 539 nt
Organism: Mytilus trossulus (common blue mussel)
Lineage: Eukaryota; Metazoa; Mollusca; Bivalvia; Mytilida; Mytilidae
Product: tetratricopeptide repeat protein 27-like
Exons: 3
Coding region: 75-539 (154 amino acids)
Source: RefSeq, a predicted model, not a curated record
UAUGUCAGCUCCCAUUCAUUUUCACAUGUAAAAAAAUCUUUUGGUUCGCAGCACGUCUGUCUUUAUAUUCAAUCAUGGAAAGAAAACAGACGAUGUGUACUGAGUUUGAAAAUGAUAUCUUAUCAAAUAAUGAGCCGAAAAACGUCGAAGAAUUAACAGAUUUUGACGGUGUAACCGAUUCUGACCGAGACUUUUUAAGAUAUUUCCAACAAUCCAGAUUUGACAGUGUGUUAAACAGUGAAGUUUCAAGACAAGUUCUUAAUGUGAAUACAAACAACAGAGAAAGAAUAGAUCUAUUGUUACAGGAUAAUAUCCCACAGUUUAUAGAAAAUGGUGAUAGGAUACUGAGAGAGCUAGAGCUGUUAGGGAUAGCAGUAGCAUGCUUACAGACAUUUGUACAGAAUAAUUGGUUAGGUCCAAUCAACACAACAGACACAUAUGAAUGGUUGUCCUCUAAUAUAAAAGAGAAACGAAAGGUAAAAUAUAAUGUUAGAAUGACCUUGUCAUCUUAUAUCAAAGAGAAACGAAAGGUAAAAUAA